Molecule: messenger RNA, 813 nt
Organism: Helobdella robusta
Lineage: Eukaryota; Metazoa; Annelida; Clitellata; Rhynchobdellida; Glossiphoniidae
Exons: 7
Coding region: 1-813 (270 amino acids)
Biological process (GO): Golgi organization
Cellular component (GO): endoplasmic reticulum; membrane; endoplasmic reticulum-Golgi intermediate compartment
Source: RefSeq, a predicted model, not a curated record
AUGGCAAAUAUUAAUCAAUUAGUGAAUAAAGCAGAAGAUGUUAUGGAUCAGGUCCUUCGGCAUGGUAAACACAUCCUUCCCCACAUAGCUCGGCUGUUCAUAAUUGGUACAUUCAUAGAGGAUGGCUUUAGGAUGUACGUUCAAUGGGGAGAACAAAGAGACUUUAUGAAUGAUACAUGGGGCUGUGGUUACUAUCUGGCAUCUUUUUUCGUUCUCUACAAUCUGUUCGGCCAGUUAGGCGGAUGUGUCCUGAUACUGAUAAGGAAAUUCGUCGAAAUCGCUUGCAUAGACUUAUUUCUCAUUAUAUUAUUGCAGUCAGUCGCUUACUCUGCACUGUGGGACUUGAAGUUUUUUCUCAAAAAUCUUGCCCUGGCUGGUGGCAUAGUAUUAUUGUGGGCUGAGAGCAAAUCAGAGGGGCACAGUUUAUUUGCAGGCCUGCCAUCAGCCGGCGUCGAUCGCCCUAAAACCUACAUGCAGUUGGGUGGGCGGGUGUUGUUAGUGUGCAUGUGUCUCACACUGCUUAGGUUUGAAUUCGUCUGGCUCCAGGUCGUUCAAAAUGUCGUCGCUAUUGCCUUGGUCUUUUUCAUUGCAGUUGGUUAUAAGACGAAACUAGCUUCCAUGACGUUGGCCGUCUGGUUGAUGGUACUGAACUGUUGGCUGAACGCCUGGUGGAUGCUUCCGUCGACGAGUUACAGCAGAGAUUUCCUAAAAUACGAUUUCUUCCAAACUCUCUCCGUAGUAGGAGGUUUACUUUUAGUUGUCGCCCUCGGCCCCGGGGGCUAUAGCAUGGACGAGCAUAAGAAGAAAUGGUAG